Penicillium pulvis is the source of this 1971-nucleotide messenger RNA. RefSeq lists its product as uncharacterized. The coding region runs from base 1 to 1971 and encodes 656 amino acids. Gene Ontology annotation, molecular function: long-chain fatty acid transmembrane transporter activity; long-chain fatty acid-CoA ligase activity. NCBI's taxonomy places the organism in Eukaryota, Fungi, Ascomycota, Eurotiomycetes, Eurotiales, Aspergillaceae. The record is from RefSeq and is a predicted model, not a curated record. The transcript has 3 exons.
AUGCCGCUGCCUUUUUUGUCUGAUGUGCCUUUGAGCAUAGCUCUUCCGGCCGCCGCAACAGCUUUAGCCUACUUGAACGCGAAACACUCACUAUUCUAUGAUAUUGAUCUUCUCAGGUCGAUGUUCAAAAUGCUGAGGAAGAGGGUCACAGCGGAGAAAAGCGACCGCCUGAACCUCUUUUACGUCCUCGAGAACCACGCCCUCUCCCCCGACACAGCUGAUAAUGAUUGCAUCGUCUAUAACGGCCGAACAUGGAGCUUCCGUGAAACCUAUAAUAUGGCCUUGCGCUUCGCCAAUUGGUUCAAGAGCGUCCACAAUGUGAGUCGCAAGGAGAUUGUUGCCAUAGACUGCAUGAACUCGUCCACAUUCCUGUUCAUGCUUCUUGGGCUGUGGAGCAUUGGAGCGGUCCCUGCCCUCAUCAACUAUAACCUGGCUGGCAAGCCUCUCACCCAUUCCCUCAAGGUGUCGACUGCCAAGCUUGUUAUUGUGGACGAGGAAGUUCGUAAUAACUUCACAACGGAGCUGAUGGAGACAUUGGCUUCCCCAAAUUUCCGUGAUGGGAAGGGCCCGACCGAGGUGGUGUUUCUGACUCCCGAUGUGGAGGCCCAGGUCUCGGAGAUGGAGCCCAUGCGGGAGGAAGAUGAGGCACGCGCUGGUCUGCUCCCGCGUGACAUGGCCAUGUUGAUAUACACCAGUGGUACCACUGGCCUUCCCAAACCCGCAAUCGUCAGCUUGCAGAAAGGCUGGUCCAGCACUUGCUUUGUAGGGAAUUGGAUGAAGAUGACCCCUGCAGAUCGCUUCUUCACGUGCAUGCCUCUGUACCAUGCUUCGGCAGCUCUGCUCGGAUUCGUCACUACCCUGCAGGCUGGCGCUACACUGAUUAUCGGGCGCAAAUUCUCUGCAAGAAAUUUCAUGAAUGAGGCCCGUGAAAACAACGCGACAAUCAUUCAAUAUGUCGGUGAGACUCUUCGAUACAUCCUGGGCGUGCCACCCAAGAUCGAUUCGGUCACAGGGGAGGAUCUAGACAAGAAGCAUAACAUUCGCAUUGCGUUUGGCAACGGCCUCCGUCCCGAUAUCUGGAAUCGAUUUAAGGAGCGUUUCAAUGUCCCAACCGUUGCCGAGUUUUACGCUGCUACUGAGGGCACAGCUGGGGCAUGGAAUUUCUCUUCCAAUGACUUCUCAGCAGGCGCUAUUGGCCGGAAUGGAGCCAUUGGAGACUUUGUCUUUGGUCGGAACACUGCAAUCGUCGACGUGGACUGGGAGAGCCAAGAACCGUGGCGUGAUCCGAAGACUGGCCUCUGCAAGAAGGUCCCUCGAGGCGAUCCUGGCGAGCUUCUUUUCCGAAUCGACCCCACAGACCCUAGUGCAGCUUUCCAGGGAUACUUUGGUAAUUCCAAGGCUACCGAGAGCAAGAUUGUGCGCGAUGUCUUGACCAAGGGCGAUGCCUUUUUCCGCUCAGGCGACGUUAUUCGAUGGGACAAGGAUGGCCGCUGGUACUUUUCUGAUCGACUGGGCGAUACGUUCCGGUGGAAGAGUGAGAACGUCUCAACCAACGAGGUUUCCGAAGUUCUCGGCUCUCACCCGGAGGUGCACGAAGCCAACGUCUAUGGAGUUGCGCUGCCGAAUCACGAGGGUCGUGCUGGAUGUGCGGCUCUGGUCUUGAACCAGCAGCUGGCUAGCGGUAAUGCUUCCGGCCCAGCGCUGAAGCCUUCGCGCGCCACGCUUGAGAGCAUCGCUGUGCAAACCCUGAGCAACUUGCCACGCUAUGCAGCUCCGCUCUUCCUGCGGUUCAUGCCCGAGAUGCAGUCAACUGGAAACAACAAGCAGCAGAAGCAUAUCCUCCGUACUGAGGGUGUGGAUCCAGCCCAGGUCUCCAAAAACGACCACCUGUACUGGCUUCAGAGUAACUCUUAUGUUCCAUUUGAACAGAAAGAUUGGGAUCGGUUGAAUGGUGGCCAGGUCCGUCUGUGA